AUGAAGCUCAGCCUGACUCUCUUCCUGGCCAUCGCUCUGACCAUGUCUCCAUUUGUGGGACAUGGCCCUGGCUGUGCCAGUGGUUUCAGCUGGGUCUGGAAUUGGGACCAAAAGCUGGAUGUUCCUGAGGAGCAGCAUCCAGUGAAGUCCAAGAGCCAGACCUCCAACCAGCCCUGCUGGUUUGGUCUAACCUCCUGCCCCAUCAGGAUCGAGGACAGGAAGACAAACCGGAUCCUUUCUGAGGAGCAGCAUCCAGUGGAGACCAAGGACCUGACCUCGUCCUGGCUCUGCUGGCUUGGCCUAACCUCCUGUCCCAUCAGGAUCGAGGACAGGAAGAACAACUGGGUCCUUCCUGAGGAGCAGCAUCCAGUGGAGACCAAGGACCUGACCUUGUCCUUGCUCUGCUGGCUUGGCCUAACCUCCUGCCCCAUCAGAGUUGAGAAUGGGAAGAACAACCAGGUCUUUCCCAAGGAGCAGCAUGCAGUGGAGACCAAGAUCCUGACCUCCUACUGGCCGUGCUGGCUUGGCCCUUCCCAGUGCCCCAAAUGGUUCAGGUACAGGGACAGCAAGAUUGCCUUUCCAGAGGGCCCAAAGCAGCAGUCCCUGGGCACCAAGCAGAAGGCCUACAGCUUGCCUGGCUUCCUGGGCCACCUUUGGGACUACCUUGUGCUAGAAGGGAGAACCUGGCUCCUAGAUUCCUUGAUCACCAUUUGCAUUCUCUGCCUGCUGGGAAUUGCCCGCAGCCUCUGGAGAAGAUUAAAAAGACCUUGGGGACAGGGAAUGGGAAAAGCAGCCUCGGCUUCCAUGCAAACUGAGUGCCAGGAAAAGGAUGACAAAAUUCUUUCCAACCUGCUCAGCCUGACUGAGGAUCAAAUAAGAUUUGAGGUCAAUGACCUGCCGACCCUCUGCCUGCUACCAAAGGCUCUUCCAAUUCCAAACGAAGGCUGGAUUAAACAUCUCUUGGGACAAAAUUCUCAGACAUCCCAGAAGAAUGAGCUGCUUUGCUGCCCACGCCUGGCCUCCAAAUCAGAGACAAGGAGGAUCGGCUUAAUUAACUUGGGAAACACUUGUUACAUGAACAGCGUCAUCCAGUCUCUUUUCAUGGCUUCGGACUUUCGGCAUUCGGUGUUGAAUUUAACUGAGGGCAUCUCCCAGCCCCUGAUGACAAAACUGCAGUGGCUCUUUGCACUUCUGCAGCACAGCGAGCGACCUGCCAUCUCACCCGAGAGGUUCUUCUCUGCCUCCCAGGCACCCUGGUUCACCCCUGGUGCUCAGCAGGACUGCUCGGAGUAUCUCAAGUACCUCCUGGAUCGAUUGCAUGAAGAAGAAAAAACUGGAAAGAGGAUCUACCAGAAACUCAAGGAAUCCGGCUUGACGUCUCAAGCCACGGAGCAUCAUUCCUUAAACAAGACGUUGAUUGAGAAGAUGUUUGGGGGGAAAAUGACGACAAAGAUUCGUUGCUUGAAGUGUUUGAACAUCUCCUCUAGAGAAGAAGCCUUCACAGACCUGUCGUUGGCCUUUCCCCCUCCAGAUAGGCCCAUACAUGGACCAGGAAGCACCUCUGUUUCGCCCGUGGCAGAAGUCUGCCGACAGUUUAUUGAGCCUCACAAAUACCCAAGCCAGCCAACAGGGUCUAAGGAGUCCCGAUCCGUCUCGGAUUUACUCAACUAUUUUCUGUCCCCAGAGAGGCUGACAGCAGAGAAUCAAUACCACUGCGAGCAGUGUGCUUCCUUGCAGGAUGCUGAGAAGGUGGCAGAGCUGACAGAGGGCCCGCACUACCUCAUCCUCACACUGCUGCGGUUCUCCUUCGAUCUGCAGACCAUGAAGAGGACUAAGAUCCUGGAGAACAUCUCCAUCCCUGCAGUGCUCGAGCUGCCCAUCCUUGUCAGCUCAGAGGAAACUGAGGAUGUUUGCCAGCAUGGGGAGGUCAGGGCUGACCGGGGCAGCACCUUUGUGCCUGCUGUGUACGAUCUGUGCAGCGUGGUGGUGCAUUCGGGCAUCUCCUCCGAGAGCGGCCACUACUACUGCUACUCCAGAGAGUGCACUGACACCGUGCCCCACGCACCGCCCCGCGACGGGACACCAAAACCGGCUUCUGGCAAGCAGUUGGACUUUGAAAACCCGUGGUACCUCUUCAACGACACCAGGGUUUCCCUCGCCUCCUUUGAAUCUGUCAGCAACCUGGCUUCUUUAUACUCCAAGGACACUGCCUACAUGCUCUUCUACAGGCAGCGGGGGGGCAGGCCAAUCCCACUGCAUGAGGCUGUGGCAGAAGCCAGCCAGCUGCACAGCGAACUGUCCCUCAAUAAGGACUUGAUGGAAGCCAUCUCCAAAGACAACAUUCUCUACUUGCAGGACCAGGAAAAAAGAGGCGAGGAACAGAGCUGCCUACAUUCCCUCCUUGCCAAAAUGCCCCACGCCUCAGUCCACCAAGGGUGUGUGAGCAGAAAACUCCUUGAUGACAACAAUGUCUUUUCCUGA
Molecule: messenger RNA, 2481 nt
Organism: Centrocercus urophasianus (Greater sage-grouse)
Lineage: Eukaryota; Metazoa; Chordata; Aves; Galliformes; Phasianidae
Product: ubiquitin carboxyl-terminal hydrolase 35-like
Biological process (GO): protein deubiquitination; ubiquitin-dependent protein catabolic process
Cellular component (GO): cytosol; nucleus
Molecular function (GO): cysteine-type deubiquitinase activity; cysteine-type endopeptidase activity
Source: RefSeq, a predicted model, not a curated record